Messenger RNA from Oncorhynchus nerka (sockeye salmon), 1889 nucleotides. Its product is annotated as G-protein coupled receptor 183-like. Gene Ontology annotation, biological process: adenylate cyclase-activating G protein-coupled receptor signaling pathway; regulation of metabolic process. The coding region runs from base 1 to 867 and encodes 288 amino acids. The record is from RefSeq and is a predicted model, not a curated record. Gene Ontology annotation, molecular function: G protein-coupled receptor activity. Gene Ontology annotation, cellular component: cytoplasm; plasma membrane. The transcript has a single exon. NCBI's taxonomy places the organism in Eukaryota, Metazoa, Chordata, Actinopteri, Salmoniformes, Salmonidae.
AUGCUCUCAAACGCGACCAUUCUACUGUGGGUUGACUUCGACAGCCCCAAGGACGUUCUUAUCUUUAUUUUCCACAUUCUGUUCGCUACAAGUGCUAUUCUCAUCGCUGGCUCGGUAGUGAUCGCUAUCUUUAGCACGAGAUCUCUGCGAAUACAGAACCGGUUCAUAUUUAUGUUGAACACCAGCAUCAGUGACACACUGACUGGUUUUUCCAUUUAUUACCUCGGUCUCUUCGACGUUCAAGAAGGCUACCCAUCCAGGAAUGGAACGUUUUACAUUUUGCCUUCAUUCCUAGGGGUGAAUGUGCUCACAUUUUUGUUUGCCCAAUUUGACAGGUACUUUGCAGUGUGCCACCCCUUUUUUUACAAUCGCUUCAUGUCGCGUUCGUUUGUCAUUGGAAUUUGUGCGUUUUGUUGGAUUUACACCUAUUCCAUAUUAAUGGUGCAAAACAUGGUUCCCAUCUCAACAGCUGCGCAGAUUAAUGCAUUCGGCGUUAUGACUUUGCAAAUAAUAGUUCUUACCAAGGUAUUGAUGACCAUCAAGUUGUACAUCAUAGCCAGAAACCAGCUAGGGCGAGAGGCACCCAGCACUGAGAGAGAUAACAAGAAAGAGUCUCUGCGCAUCAUAGUGUUUGUGGUCAUAUGCUUCUUAGUGUUAUGGGCUCCCUCCUUUGUCAAUAUCAUAGUGCGGCAGCUAACUUACCACGGUCUGAAGUUUAGGAAUGAGGCAACAAAUCUGUUUGCCAUCUUGGCGAGGUUUAACGCAUUGGUCACACCAGCGUUGUACAUCUGGGGCAGCCCAGCGCUAAGCUGUGCGGUAUGGAGAACGGUGUGGAGGAGAGUGUGUCCCAAGCGGAAGGGAAGGUAGGCUAUUACAAAGGAGUCACCAACCCUGGUCCUAUAGAGACCCCACAGGGUGCCAAGUUUCUGUUUCAGACCUAUAAACCAACUGAAUCAAGAUCUAAAUGUUAGAACAAAAGUCUACAACCUGGCUCUCCAGGUCCAGGGUUGGGAGUUAACACUGUCUCAACUAUUUACGUAAUGUGUCAAGACUGUAGGUGUUGAUGUUUCUGUUUUUUUCUCUCACACACAGAAUCGGUUUUGAUCACUUAAGGAUGAGCAAAGACAGAGGAAGAAUUUUAAGCAUAGCGAGGGUCUUGGGGCAACCGGUGUGAACAAUCUAAGUGCCUAAUUUUGCGCAACACCCAUGGCCCUUGUUUGCUUCAAUUUCCUUUUCCACUAUUUCCCCCCAAACUUUCUCUGGUAGCCUACCCACACUCUUGUAUUUCUUUUUGUUGUUGUUUUACUGUAAAGACUGACACAUUUUCAUUUCUAACCUGGUAUUAAUACAUUUCAUUUUAAUGAAUUAAUGCACAUGUUAAUGCACCAUCAUUGUCGGAGAUAGGACCCUUCCAAGAAUGAUGCAUGAGAAAUGUAAAUUCACUUUUGUUGUGGGAAAAGGUGAAAUAGGAUUUGAGAGAUGGAAUGGACCAGACUGUAAAAUUGUCUCUCCUAACCAGCAUUUAUUUUUCCAGCUAUCCAAAAAUAUUUCACUAGGAAUGUCAUAGUAUCGAAUGCUACCUCAACUUCACCUUUAAAAAUGGAUGAUUCAUUAACCUGCACGUCUCUUGUGGUAAAUUCUUGCAAACCCUGCGCCUAUUUUAUUACCCUGCAUGUGAAAUGUACGUAGUCCAACCAUAUGUGGUAUGUCAUCAUGGCUACAGACGUUCACAGAUGGACAAUAUUGAAAAUAUUUAGAUUAAAGCCUACAUAGGCUACACAAGUUGCACAAGAGUUGUAGCCAACAAGACUACACCUGCUUAUUUGUAAAUUGUUGACUGCGUAUAUGUGAUCACUAAAAUGUCAGUAUUUGUUCUAAAUGUGAAGAUG